AAAAAGUCAAGAAGCUGUUUAGCUCAGACGGUCAAGUUAACGACUAGUCAAUGUUUGCAACCAUGUUCUGGAAGUGGAGUUCGAACGAUAUGUGGAUCUGCGCUUCAACAAAAUUCGAAAGUUAGUAUGUAAGUAUCUUCAUAUUCAUUAUUCUGUACUUAAAAGGUAAGAAGAGUUUUACAAUUCCCCUAUUUUCAGUUAUCCCAGUGCAUGUGAUCUCAGGGAUUCCGCGUUUAGCCAACCAAUCUUGUUCCCAGGGUUCUCUCCUACCCGCCCUCUCUCGCUCUGUAGGGCGGGUUGGAGAGAACCCUGAGAACGAGGUUGUUAGCCAACAGGUUUUGGGAAAGCACAUUUAUCUGUCUCUUCUGCGUGUGUUUGAGUAGCUUGCAUGGCAGGCGUUGAAAGGGGAACGGGAAGGGGGAAUUUGGGCGCAAGAGAGUGCAUAGGGCCCUUUCCUUUCUCCCCCGCGCGCCCAAAUUGCCGCCUUCCCCUUCCCCUUUUAACGCCUGCCACGCAGGCUAGUGUUUGAGCCAAUGUGAUUAUUAUUUAGCUGCCUGUGGCAUCCCAAUAAUUAUUAUAAAUUGACCUUUUUCCAGUAAAGAAAAAGGCAGUGGAAACAUCCAGAAGGCAUCGUCUUAUCCCUCCUAUGGGUCAUUUGACUUUUGACAGGAAGGGAUAGGUCAUUUUCCAGAUGAAACAUUUGACAGACUUGAAAUGAAAACCACAUUCAUGUGGAGUUAUUUCUCUGAUAAUUACACCUGUCUUCUCAUUGGCUAAGAGCCUGCAGUUAAUUUUUUAAAAACAGUGCAACCUACAGGUUAGUUAUCUGCUAGCUGUCAACUGACUAAUCUGUAGGUUGUAUGCACAAUGCAUGAUUUCCAAGAGCCAUGUCAAACAAUGUUCUACAUGGCUGUUUCUUUGAUGUUAUUGAACUUCAAAACAAUGUAUAGUAAAAUGCAAUGUGACAAUCCACAGACGGGGAAUUCAUCAUUGGCUGGUUUUCAACAAGUGUUUGAAGGAAACACUGCUUGAAAGCACAAAGAAUGGUUGUCAAAGAGUCUACAAAAUACUGAGAGAACCUACGAAAUUUUCUUCUCAGUUCUAUGAGUCCUUGCUCAAGGCCACCUCUUGCUUGUCUUCCACCUACUGGACUCUUGUCUAUCUGACAAGUAAGCUUUCAAACUGACUUGCCCAGUAUGAAAAUUUAUUAUUUUGUGGACUACUGUACAGCACUUUGUUUGAGCCCUGUUAUAGUUGUUAAGGUUCUCAAGAUGACAACUGCAAAGCAAAGCAUUUGUCAUUGCCUUAUUUCAAACUGAGAGGGACUAGGUAUGAGUCUGUGUAUUAUGGGAUACCUAAAGGUCUGAUUUUCAGAGGGGGGGGUCUGAGUUCUAAGUUUUCAAGGUCUGAGUUUUUCUGACAUUCCCAUCUUAUGUGGUCAUCUUACAUUGUGUUUUUUACCAUAACUGAGCAAUUUCUUGCACACUGAUUGGUCAAGAGCUAUGGUCGAUAACAUUCAUUUUCAUGGUCAAGUACAGACCAUGAAAAUGAAGUGAAGGUUGUGGGCAAUUUUAUUUUUCUUUCUCCCACGUAGGAUUAUCCAAGAAACUUGAACGGCAAUGGACAUCAAAAUUGCCAAUAUUAUUGUAAAAAACAAAUCAACACCAAUUUUCCAUGGUUUGUUCUUUUAUCGACCAUAAAAAUGACGUCAAAAUGUUCAAAAUUUGCAGUGUAAACACUUGGCAACGGCUCGUGGUUCCACUUGAAUUUGCACAUUUUGACAUGAUUUCCAUGUUCGAUGAGAGUACAGACCAUGGGAAAAUGUUGGUGAUUUGUUAAAUCUCCUACUGUUAUUUUUAGUGUCCAAGCUGUGACUAAAAGCUUCUCCUCACAAACGUCAAGAAAUUUUCAAAAAAGGUUCCCACCUAUCCUGGCUUGUAACUCCAUAGCAGUCACGGUCAUAGACAACCUAAUUUCACCAGGUGAACUGGAGGAGGGUUCUGAAAGUGAAGAUGAAGCUACGAGUGGGAGAAAACGUAUAAGGUCGCGACACCUGUGGGAUGAUGAUCCGUAG
Molecule: messenger RNA, 2074 nt
Organism: Porites evermanni
Lineage: Eukaryota; Metazoa; Cnidaria; Anthozoa; Scleractinia; Poritidae
Source: the annotation of a GenBank genome assembly